Messenger RNA from Uloborus diversus, 1783 nucleotides. RefSeq names its product transcription initiation factor TFIID subunit 7-like (gene Taf7). Gene Ontology annotation, molecular function: RNA polymerase II general transcription initiation factor activity. NCBI's taxonomy places the organism in Eukaryota, Metazoa, Arthropoda, Arachnida, Araneae, Uloboridae. Gene Ontology annotation, biological process: transcription initiation at RNA polymerase II promoter; RNA polymerase II preinitiation complex assembly. The coding region runs from base 160 to 1359 and encodes 399 amino acids. The transcript has a single exon. Gene Ontology annotation, cellular component: transcription factor TFIID complex. The record is from RefSeq and is a predicted model, not a curated record.
CAGACCGUACUUGUCUUUUUCUGGAAAGAACGGGAACAGUUGUUUAUGUAGGCUAAAGUAUUAGAAAAUAUGAAUUAUGUAUAAAAGUGUUUUUAAAUAUCACCUAGUGCUCAAAGUGAUGUAUUUUUCUUGAGGGCUGAUUGUUAUUUUGUUUCGAAAAUGCUGGAAGAAUCGCGGAAGUCUGGAGCUGACGCUCCUGUUGAACUGGAAAAUCAAUUUAUUUUGCGAUUACCUCCAACUCCAGCGGCUAGUUUAAGAGCAGCUGUAAGAUCUGGAGUAAUGAAUUUGGAAGAUAGACUAAAAAUUCAAAUUGAAAAUGAUAUGAGACACGCGACUGUUCAGUUUGAUAAAUGGACAUUGCCUGCUAAAUUACAUGAUUUGCCUUCGAUUAUAGAAUCAUGCAAAACACUUGACCGAAAAAUAUUUUACAAAACUGCCGAUAUUUGUCAAAUAAUGAUCGCCACAGAAGGCGAUGCUUCUAAGAGUGAUGAAGAAGUUUCACCGAAGAAAAAGGAUAAGGAUGCGAAAGAUAAACGAUAUAUGUUGCCUCAUGGCAUCACUGCUCCUUUAAAAAAUGUCAGGAAAAGACGAUUCAGGAAAACUUUAAAAAAGAAGUACGUGGACUUACCUGAUGUUGAAAAGGAAGUAAAGCGGCUUUUGAGAACUGACACAGAAGCUAUUAGUGUGAGAUAUGAGGUUGUAAAUGCAGAAGAUGAAAAGGUUGAUAAUAAAGGUAGUGAGAGAGAAUUUGGAACUGAAGGGCAACUGUCGCUUGAGGAAAGAGAGCUUAGUAAUUCUCAGACUGCGGAUGUUGCUGAAUAUGACAUCUUUGGUGAAGUCCUUAGCAGUUCUGAAGAGAGUGGAGAAGAAGACGAUGUUAAUGUAGUUGACGUUGCUGAAAGGCAAGAGGUCAAAUCUGAAGUUAAAGUUGAAGAACAAGAUAAGGUACCUGAAUAUGAGGAAGCAAAGAGUGGGAAAGAUAUUGUUGAUCUCUCAAAGAGCAUGCAGCUGAGUCCUGAUACUUCGGAGCAAUUUCAAGAUCAAGAUUACGGUACGGAGAAUGACAGUAUUGCAGUGUCGCAGUUGGAAUCUGCUACUGCUGGGGAAAAUUUAGGACAGUUAUUGAAAGAACAGAAAACGGAAGAGGAACGAAUGGCACUUAUGGAAAAGUUGGAUGAACUCGAGCAUUCUAUUUCGAACUUGCAAGCUAAACGCCGAGCACAAGAACUUGAAAUUAUGAGCAUUGAAAAUCAAGCACUCAAGCAAAGGUUCCAGGCCAAUAUAGAUCGUUUGAAACAAGACGAAUAUGAAAAACAAAUGGAAUAUAACGACAUUAUGAGUAUAUUACACGAUGGAUGAAGGAUGAAUUUAUAAAGAAUUUUAACGGUAGAUUGUUUAAAGUACAUGUUACGGUUGCAAUAGCAGGAACUUGAACAUUUGCAUACAUCUUGUAGAUUUGCAUGUGUAUUCCAAGAGCUAACAACUAUACUUUCAUUGUUAUCCUGGUUAUUAUUCUUGCUCAAUACAUUGAAUGAUAGAAAAGAAUGAAUGACAUGGUUUGUAGUUCUUUUCAUUCUUUUUUGAUUUUUGAAAAAUAAAUUCAAUGUAUUUGAUCCUAAAAAGUUCUAAAUUAAUUGACAUUUUUAUUAAAUUAAGUGCAUUGAAGUUUUUUUCCUUAUAUUAUGGGCAGGAAAAAAAAUAAGAUGAUUAAAAAGAUAAUAUUUUUCAUGAACAAAAACUAAAAAAAUUUUUUCUUUUGUCAUCCAAAUAGAUUUUUAAAUCA